Messenger RNA from Rotaria sp. Silwood1, 210 nucleotides. The record is from the annotation of a GenBank genome assembly. Lineage: Eukaryota; Metazoa; Rotifera; Eurotatoria; Philodinida; Philodinidae.
AUGCAAACACGUUCAAUAUUAGAUACAAGUUCAAAUAAUUUAUUUACAAAUAUUGAACGAUUAGGUACACAUGAUUUAUUAUCCUAUGGACAAUUUUCACAUGAUACUAUAUUAACAUUAAUCCGAAGUAAUAAUACAUUACCAUUAUCAGCUAAUGGUUUUGUUUUAACAUUAUCAUUACAAAUUCUAAUUGAAAUAUAUGUAAUAUAA